Molecule: messenger RNA, 1863 nt
Organism: Darwinula stevensoni
Lineage: Eukaryota; Metazoa; Arthropoda; Ostracoda; Podocopida; Darwinulidae
Source: the annotation of a GenBank genome assembly
AUGUCAGAAAAGCGUGCCGCCUCCGACGACGACGAGGGAGACGAAGGCGCACCCGACGAGGAAUGGGUCGGACCCCUGCCGUCGGAGGCAGCCAAGCCGAAGAGACGGAAGGUGCUGCCGUACGAGCAGACGUACCUGGACGGGCUCCCGUGCGCCGAGAUGUACGAGAAGAGCUACAUGCACCGGGACGUCGUGACGCAUCUCGUCGUCACCCGCACCGACUUCCUCGUCACGGCGAGUGCCGACGGACACAUCAAGUUCUGGAAGAAGCAGGACGAAGGCGUGGAAUUCGUGAAGCACUUCCGCAGUCACCUGGGUGCGAUCCAGGACCUGGCGGCCAACGAGUCGGGAACCCGGCUCUGCUCCAUCGCGGAAGACAAGGCGGUGAAAGUGUUCGACGUGGUGAAUUUCGACAUGAUCAACAUGAUGAAGCUGGACUAUUCGCCUCACUGCUGCGAGUGGAUCCAUCGGGCCGGGGAUGCGAUCGCUGCUCUAGCCGUAUCCGAAGUGAAUUCCUGCAAGAUCUACGUCUACGAUGGACACGGCACCAAAGAGCCGCUUCGGGUCUUGGAACGGCUCCACUUCCAUCCGGUGGUCACGAUCAAGUACAAUCCGGCUUUCCAGAUCGUGGUGUCCUCGGAUCGGGCCGGGAUCCUGGAAUACUGGUGGGGUCUGGAUAAGGAGUUCGAGUUUCCCAAAAGUGCAGUCUCGUUCGAGUCCAAGUUGGACACGGACCUCUUCGAGUUCGCGAAGCACAAGACCCAUCCGCGAUGCGUGACUUUCUCUCCGGACGGGAAGCAGAUGGCGACCUGGGGAUCCGACAAGAAGAUCCGCAUCUUCCGUUUCCUCUCGGGGAAACUGACGAAAGUGUUGGACGAGUCCUUGCAGCACUUCACGGAACUCCAGGGGACGAAGCAGCAGCUGCCGAACAUGGAAUUCGGUCGACGCAUGGCCACGGAGCGGGACCUGGAGAAAUCGGACGCGAUCAGGUUCGGGAACCUGCUGUACGACGAGAGCGGGAAUUUCCUGCUCUAUGCCACGAUGCUGGGAGUGAAGGUGAUCAACCUGGUGACGAACCGCUGCGUGAGGUGGAUCGGGAAGCCGGAGAACCUGCGUUUCCUGCACCUGGGUUUGUUCCAAGGCCGAGCGAAGAAGAAUACCAAGGCGGCCCUGACCAUCGAGUUGGAGGCGUCGGAGAAUCCCACGCUGGAUUCCGCGAGGGCCGACCCCUGCCUCUUCUGCACGGCCUUCAAGAAGAACCGCUUUUACAUCUUCUCCCGGCGGGAGUCGAGCGACGCCAAGAGCCUCGACGACGACCGAGACGUGUUCAACGAGAAGCCGUCGAAGGAGGACAUCAUCGCGGCGACGGAGGCGUCGGGACAGCAGCGCCUGUACGAGACGGCAGUGCUCCACACGACCUUGGGGGACGUGCACGUCAGACUCUUCCCGAAGGAGUGUCCCAAGACGGUGGAGAACUUCUGCCUUCACAGCAAGAACGGAUACUACAACGGGCACAUCUUCCAUCGGGUGAUCAAGGCCUUCAUGAUCCAGACGGGGGACCCGACGGGGACGGGGACCGGGGGGGAGAGCAUCUGGGGCGGGGAGUUCGAGGACGAAUUCCACCCUUCCCUGAGGCACGACCGUCCGUACACGCUCAGCAUGGCCAAUGCGGGACCCAACACGAACGGGAGUCAGUUUUUCAUCACCGUCAUCCCGACUCCGUGGUUGGAUAACAAGCACACGGUGUUCGGGAGGGUGACGAAGGGGAUGGAGGUCAUCCAGAACAUCAGUAACGUGAAGACGCAUCCGAAGACGGAUAAGCCGUACGACGACGUCUCCAUCAUCAGCAUCACCGUCAAGUGA